UUUGUGGACAUCAACCCCAAGGGAAGGAAUCUUAUGGGAGUGCAAUUUGUGCUGUGGUCUGGUGGGUUUUGGUUGAAGAACAAUGGUUCAAAUUUCUAUAUAAGCCUGAAAUCAGUGAAACCAACAUCUGGAAAGGGUGAAGGGUAUGGAACAAAAAUUUGCAAGUGGUUGCUUGAUGAAAUAUCUGAGAGAGAAAAGGAUGCUGAAAGGUCAUUGAUGCACAGAUUCAGCAUUGCAAAAGAGUUGACAGAACAAUGUAAAAAUGAAGGGGAGUUGGGUCUUAUUGGUAUUCUGGUAUGGUUGCGGUUCAUGGCAUGCAGACAACUUUGUUGGAAUAAGAAUUACAAUGUGAAACCACG
This is a messenger RNA of Elaeis guineensis (African oil palm), 359 nucleotides long. NCBI's taxonomy places the organism in Eukaryota, Viridiplantae, Streptophyta, Magnoliopsida, Arecales, Arecaceae. The record is from RefSeq and is a predicted model, not a curated record.